Messenger RNA from Wyeomyia smithii (pitcher-plant mosquito), 1593 nucleotides. RefSeq lists its product as uncharacterized. Lineage: Eukaryota; Metazoa; Arthropoda; Insecta; Diptera; Culicidae. The transcript has a single exon. The record is from RefSeq and is a predicted model, not a curated record. Bases 1 to 1593 code for a protein of 530 amino acids.
AUGGUUAAGUUUGUGGAGAACCCAAAUGGGCACUGUCGGAUGUGCACCGAAUCCGACGAGAAAGGUGUACUUGUGGAAUGCUGCGAAUGUGACCGUUGGUUCCACUUGGCAUGUGUGGGACUGAAGGACCCGCCAAGAAGUGAAGACUACUGGACAUGCCAAAAAUGCCACGAGAUUGCAGAAAAUCAGCAAAGGAUGGAAGAAAAACUUAAGAAAUUGGAAGCCCAAGCCAAAAGCAAAAGAACACCAUCGUCGGUAAGAACAACAACAACCGAAGAAAUAUUGCGUAUUCAUCAAAAAACUAUGGAGGCUCUCGUUAAGCAGCUCCAAGUUAAACCCGAACCAACUCUAGAUAUCAGUCAGGUCCAACCCAAUCAAAAUGAAGAUUGGACAAUCUACCUGAAAAGGCAAGCUCUGGCUGACUUGCCUAGGUUUGAUGGCGCGCCAAAAGACUGGCCAAAAUUUAAGAAAACAUACGAAAAAACAACAAAAACAGGAGCUUUUACCAAUCUUGAAAAUUUAAACCGGCUGCAGAAGGUUCUGUGUGGAAAUGCCGCGAAAACUGUGAGUCAACUGCUGAUCGACCCGGAGAAUGUCAAGAAAAUAAUCGAAAGACUAGAAGAAACAUACGGUCGACCAGAGGCGAUUUAUAACGAACUUCUCCACGAACUAAUGAAAAUUCGUAAGGAGAAUAAAAGUGCAUUAUUAGAAAUAGCAGAUGCACUGGAUAAUCUCGUGAGUACAAUAAAUGUAAUCAAUUGUGCUCAAUAUCUGAACGACCCUCGUUUGGUCGAUACUAUAGUAAAGAAAUUGCCCUAUAAUAUUCAAAUAAAGUGGGCUGAAGAAUUGAGCAAAGAAAACAUUCAUUGCCCAGAUUUAAAAAUACUGAAUGAAUGGAUAAAACCACUCGCCAAAAUUCAGAGGAUGGUUAACCCUUCGAUCGAGAGCUCUGAAAGAAAGCCAAGAGUAAACAUUCACCAAGAUAACCGGAAAAGGUUCUACAACAAAUGUCCAUUUUGCGAAAAGGACCACAAAGUCUAUGAACGUGAGACAUUCAAAAAAAUGAACACUGAAGCAAGGAGAAAAAUUGUAACACAAGAACGACUUUGCUUUGGGUGUUUAGGAGCAAACCAUCUGAUGAAAGAUUGCGAACGUGCUAGAACAUGUGACAUCGAUAAAUGCCAGGAAAAACAUAGUAGAUGGCUACACCCGAGAAAUAAGAAAAACGUAGACAAGACUAACCAAAUGAUGGCGACGCCGAAAGAAGAAAUCAUAGAAAAGUUUGAAACCACAGAAAACGCUUCAUCUUCUAACUCUGGAACUACAAUUCACCAUCAAACAUUCAGAAAUAAUAUUUAUUUCCAAAUUAUUCCCAUAACACUUAGAAACAAGGGAAAGGAAGUUAAUACUUUUGCUUUCUUAGACGCCGGCUCAUCACUAACUUUAAUCGAGGAACAAAUUGCUGAUGAACUCGGCCAUGAGGACGCUCAAAUCCUCUCAAGCUCACCUGGACGCAAAACGUCACCAAGCAAUCAAACAGCAGGCAGGUACAAGUUACACUCGUCGGACCUUCAAAGAAACCAUUCAACCUGA